AUGGACGAUCAAUACGGAUUAAUGCCGCCGGACCUCCAGCGCUACGCUGGAGGACCCGGGUUUUUCCCCCCUCCGCUGCUACAGCCGCCGCUGGCGGCGGCGGAGGCGGAGCUACACUCCGGCUGCCUUGGCCUGACACAGACACACCCGUACGACGUGCUCGCUUUCCGACCGGCGGAGGGCGGCUCGAGCGGCGGCAGGUGGCAGAAGCAGGAGACACUGACGCUGCUGGAGAUAAGAUCGAGGCUGGACUCCAAGUUCAAGGAGGCCAACCAUAAAGGUCCUUUGUGGGAUGAGGUUUCAAGGAUAUUGUCCGAAGAGCAUGGCUACCAAAGGAGCGGGAAAAAAUGCCGAGAAAAAUUCGAGAAUUUAUACAAAUACUACAAAAAGACGAAAGACGGCAAAGCCGGCCGGCAAGACAGAAAGCACUACAGGUUCUUCAGACAACUCGAAGCCCUCUACGGCCAAAACAAUAUCAACAACUCGUCGGCUUCAAACUCCGAAGCCCAUCAUCAUCAACCUUUCGAUAAUUUCCCGAGCAACGAACCUGACACCACGACGACCUCAACCAACGACACGGAAGGACUCAAAAACCGGAAAAUGGGAUGGAAGGCGAAAAUCGAGGAAUUCGUAGACCUAAGGAUGAAAGGCUUGAUGGAGAAACAAGAGGCGUGGAUGGAGAAGAUGAUGGAGAUGGUCGAGCGCAAGGAGAAAGAGAGGUUGAUGAGAGAGGAAGAGUGGCGAAGGCAGGACGUGGCUAGAAUCGAGCGUGAGCAUAGGUUUUGGGCCGGGGAACGGGCUUGGGUUGAGGCCCGGGACACGGCCCUCAUGGAAGCCCUACACAAGCUCGCGGGCAAGGAUUUCGUGGCUCAACAAGGUAACAAUAAUAAUGGUUGUAAUAAUGGAAGUAUUAAUAAUGGUAAUGGUGUUAGUGUUAAUGGUGUGAAUGAGAGUUGUUUGAGGUACUUCAUGGGAGAUGGGUAUGGAAGGAUUAUGGAUUGA
Molecule: messenger RNA, 1002 nt
Organism: Striga hermonthica
Lineage: Eukaryota; Viridiplantae; Streptophyta; Magnoliopsida; Lamiales; Orobanchaceae
Source: the annotation of a GenBank genome assembly